Notolabrus celidotus (New Zealand spotty) is the source of this 2730-nucleotide messenger RNA. RefSeq names its product dual specificity phosphatase 22a (gene dusp22a). Lineage: Eukaryota; Metazoa; Chordata; Actinopteri; Labriformes; Labridae. The record is from RefSeq and is a predicted model, not a curated record. Gene Ontology annotation, molecular function: protein tyrosine/serine/threonine phosphatase activity. The coding region runs from base 187 to 813 and encodes 208 amino acids. Gene Ontology annotation, cellular component: cytosol. The transcript has 8 exons. Gene Ontology annotation, biological process: transforming growth factor beta receptor signaling pathway; protein dephosphorylation; regulation of cell population proliferation.
AGCCGCAGCUGCAGUAAUUUCACGUCAAAACAAUCCGGAAGACGAUACAGCAUGACGGGGACGUGUUAUUUUAGCUGAGACGAGUCAGUCCAGCUUCGCGUUUGGGAUCCAAAGUCCAUGUUGACGGAUCGCAGGAGCUCCACAUAUUAAUUUACGUAGACGGUGGCAGACUGAUUUAGAGUCAUCAUGGGUAAUGGAAUGAAUAAGGUUGUUGAUGGGCUUUACCUUGGAAACAUAAGAGAUGCAGAAAACAGAGAAAGUCUUUCAAAGAAUGGCAUUACCCACAUCCUGUCAGUGUAUAACAAUGCCAAGCCCGUGUUUGAGGACAUGACUUACCUUUGUAUUCAUGCAGCUGAUGCUUCGAGCCAGAACCUAUUACAGCAUUUUAAAGAAUGCAUUAGCUUCAUCCAUGAAUGUCGCCUGAAUGGUGGAUCUUGUCUUGUACACUGCCUUGCAGGCGUGUCCCGCAGCACCACCAUGGUGGUGGCCUACCUGAUGACUGUCACCCACUACAGCUGGGAGGAGUGUCUGUCUGCAGUCAAGGCUGUUCGCUCCUUUGUCGGCCCAAACUAUGGCUUCCAGCAGCAGCUACAGGACUACCAGGCGACACAAGUUUCAGAGUAUCAAGCCUGGUUACGGUCCAGUUUCCGUCCCAGUCCCUUUAAUGACCAGGAGCAGGUGGGGGCCCUUCUGAGCCAGUACAUGGAGCAACAGGAGAGCCAGAGGAGAGGGGGAGACAACCGCUGGAUAAAUCAGGGUGUAGGUGUCUGUGCUCUGCCGUCCGAUCAUGAUGGUCCUGAAAGCAGCAGCUGAAACACGGCAUCAGCUUGUGCUAAAGUCCUGCCAAAAACUGUCUUUCUAUGGCAGUAGUUAUACUCUGUACUCAAUUUCAAAUCAACCCAAAGUUGUUACAAACUGUAAGGCUUUUGUAAAACUUUGAAAGCGUAGAAUAAAAUAACUCCACUUUGAAAGCCAAGCAUAUGGUUUAUACCUAAUUUGCAUCUAUGUAGUUGCUUUAAAGGACUGAGGGUUGAUCAAGGACUGUUUAAGACAGGGACACAGUCUCUGCGGCUUCACCCAUUGUUUUCUGAAGAGACAUUUUGAAGCCCCAUGAUGGUGGGUGCCAUACUGGAAGUGCUGACUCAACCUGAGUUUAUGAUCAACCAGGCAAAUCAGUGGAGCUAAGGCAGGCUUUUAGCCUCCUGGCUUACAGCUCCCAACCUGUCAGUCAACUCAGCUGUGCCUCUAAAUAUGCAAACUUAUGCAUGAGUCUCAGCCUUUAUAUCAUCUUAAUGGAUGCAUUAUAACAUAAUCAUCCCCCGUAUUGUAUGAACGAUUAAAUACAUUAGCUACAUACCACUAGCAGUUUUUUUGCAACUAUCUGUAAACAUGUUUUUUCCUGCUGUGAAGUUGCACAUUUUAACUUGAGUCCUGAGGGGGGUUCCUUGGCUUUUGCAGCCAGCCUCAAGUGGACAUUGAAGGAACUGCAGUUUUUUUUUUUUGCACUUCAUUAUUUAUCACUGGGGACUGCCACUUGGGGUUGAUUUAGAAUUGAGCUACAGACUCUUCUCCACUACUAGUACCGCCCAUGCUUCCUUAACUAAAGAAAGCCACAACAGGGGUCUCGGUGCUCACAGACGCCUUACUCUUAACACCUCUGCACCUUAGCCAUAACGAAUAAACUACACUUCCAUGUGGACUUCUUACACCUGCAAUGUUCAGCUCGGUGGCCUUAAAGACACGACUAACAGAUGACUUAAAGGAACAUUUUGCCUCAAGUUAUCGAGAUGUUGAGAUUUAUUAAAAUUCUCACUUUCAAAAACAAUGAUGCAAAACCUUCAUAAAUGACAAAUAAAAGCCACAACUCUUUGUAACUCAAAAAUGGAACUAGCACAUGUUUGACAUUUGUACAUAAAAAAUAACUCAAACAAUUGUGAAUUCUCAAAGUAGAAGACAGUACAUUUUCUUUUGAUUGACUGCUUGAUUGAACAAGAUCAUAGGUUGAUCUUUGCAGCUCUAGUCACUGUUUUAUAGCAGCUACACUCGCCACUGAAACGUGUUACGAUAAGAUAAAUGUAUCACUUUUGCACAUCACUGCCCAAGGAGUAAACUGUAUGUUUACACCCAGUUGUAUACUGGCUCUGCGCACUAUUUACUUUACCUGUCUACAACAGAAUCAAGCACCAACAAUCCACACACAAACAUAGUGACCUGAUAUCUGCUACUAUGGGCAUGUAGCUGGUAAGGGAAAGCCUUGCACUGGGUGUGUCAGCUCCUUACAUCUAUAUACCAGCCAACAAAAACCUGUUGAGUUAUCUCAUGAUUUCAGAUAAGCCUUAUCUGCUCUUAGACCCCCAAAGUAGAAGGUUCAAUGGUGCACAUCCAUGACAUUUGUAAAGAGAACUUUACAACAUAAGCAAAAUGUUCCUUUAAGUAAAACAUCACAGGUGAAAUCAUGUAAUCAAUCUGACGUGUGGCAGAGUAAAACUAUAACUACACAUGAAGGAUCUCUGCAGUCCUAUAAUGCUCAAGUCUUCCUGAUUUUACUGAAGCUCAGAUUUAUGUUUUUAUUUUGAAAAGGAUGACUAUAAGGUGAUUGUGUCCAUGGGUUCAGUUAGUUGUUUGAAUUGCAUAUUUAUAGUGUUUUCUUUAUGUUGUUUGUGUUUUAUAAUAAAAUUAGGUGAUUACAAAAAAAAUGGAAAUGCUAAUAAAUGUCUACUAUCAACACUA